Messenger RNA from Coffea eugenioides, 996 nucleotides. RefSeq names its product protein NYNRIN-like. The record is from RefSeq and is a predicted model, not a curated record. Bases 1 to 996 code for a protein of 331 amino acids. Gene Ontology annotation, molecular function: nucleic acid binding. Gene Ontology annotation, biological process: DNA integration. The transcript is spliced from 2 exons. NCBI's taxonomy places the organism in Eukaryota, Viridiplantae, Streptophyta, Magnoliopsida, Gentianales, Rubiaceae.
AUGGAUGUGAUUGGCACAAUUGACCCUCCUGCUUCAAAUGGGCAUCGAUUUAUAUUGGUGGCAAUUGAGUACUUCACCAAAUGGGUCGAAGCGGAAUCAUUCAAGCACGUGACAAAGAAGGUGGUGGCGAAUUUCUUAAGAGAUCACAUCAUAUGCCGAUUUAGGGUGCCGGAAACAUUGAUUACAGACAAUGCCAAGAAUCUCAACAAUGAUAUGGUGGACGGGCUAUGCGAACAGUUCAAAAUCAGACAUCGCAACUCUGCCAUCUAUAGGCCGCAGAUGAAUGGAACUGUAGAAGCCGCAAACAAGAAUUUGAAGAAGAUCAUUCGCAAGAUGACUGAAAAGCAUCGUGACUGGCAUGAAAAGCUCCCUUAUGCACUAAUGGCGUAUCGCACUUCUAUCCGAACAUCAACUAGGACAACACCCUACUCGCUCAUGUAUGGAAUGGAAGCUGUGCUACCUGCCGAGGUCGAAAUCCCUUCAUUGCGUAUUCUAAUGGAGACCAAGUUGGAAGAGGCUGAUUGGAUAAAGCAGCGUUAUGAACAACUGUCCUUGAUUGAUGAGAAACGACUUAAUGCUAUUUGUCACGACCAAUGUUAUCAAAAACGCGUGGCCCGGGCCUACAACAAGAAAGUCCAUCGGCGUACAUUUGAGGAAGGUGACCAAGUACUAAAACGAAUUUUGCCAGUACAGGAUGAGGCAAAAGGCAAAUUCGCUCCAAAUUGGCAAGGGCCAUUCAUUGUUCAAAAGGCUUCUUUCUCGAGGCAUGUGAUUUCGAAAGAGGGAAUUGCUGUAGACCCGGCGAAGGUGGAGGCAGUGACUGAGUGGAAGAGGUCUGAAAGUCCCACCGAGAUUCGAAGCUUCUUAGGGUUGGUAGGUUAUUACCGUCGGUUUAUUAAGGAUUUCUCGAAACUUGCCAGUCCUUUAACCAAUUUGACAAAGAAAAGUGGUCGGUUUCUGUGGGAUGCCCGGUGUGAGGAUAGUUUCAGGAAUUGA